AUGGUCGCUGAAAAAAAACGUUUGAACUUCGCGACGGUAUGUUCAUCGAACAUGAACAGGAGUAUGGAGGCGCACAAACAGUUGCUUCAUUCAGGUUUUAAUGUCACAUCCUUCGGAACAGGAACAAAUGUGCGUCUCCCUGGGCCUUCCCAGGACAAGCCUAAUGUAUACGAGUUUGGAACGCCCUAUGCUGAAAUAUUGGUUGAUUUGCAAAGAAAGGAUGAAAACCUGUAUAGAAACAACGGUCUGAUCGCAAUGCUUCAAAGAAACGUCAAUGUAAAACGAGCGCCCGAGCGGUGGCAGGACAUGGAUCAAAACCGAAAGCUUGACGUCGUUCUGACCUACGAAGAGCGAGUAUUCGACGCAGUUCUGCAAGACUUGCAAGGACGAGAAAGUGAGAAUAUGAGGGCAAUGCAUGUUAUCAACCUCGAGACUAUUGACAAACAUGAAGAAGCUGUGAUUGCUGCGCAAGACACUUGCCAGCUCUGUAGAAUGUUGGAAUCUGCGGCGGACUUGGAAAGUGAGAUUAUGGAAGUCCUAUCAAAAUUUGAAAAGAAUUCUAAGCGAUCUUUUAUGUACUCACUUGUGUAUUUAUGA
Guillardia theta CCMP2712 is the source of this 597-nucleotide messenger RNA. RefSeq lists its product as hypothetical. Gene Ontology annotation, molecular function: RNA polymerase II CTD heptapeptide repeat phosphatase activity. Gene Ontology annotation, cellular component: nucleus; mRNA cleavage and polyadenylation specificity factor complex. Lineage: Eukaryota; Cryptophyceae; Pyrenomonadales; Geminigeraceae. The transcript has 6 exons. The record is from RefSeq and is a predicted model, not a curated record. Gene Ontology annotation, biological process: termination of RNA polymerase II transcription. Bases 1 to 597 code for a protein of 198 amino acids.